Messenger RNA from Pimephales promelas (fathead minnow), 2242 nucleotides. The record is from RefSeq and is a predicted model, not a curated record. NCBI's taxonomy places the organism in Eukaryota, Metazoa, Chordata, Actinopteri, Cypriniformes, Leuciscidae.
AAGGUGAUCAGAAACUCCUUCUUACAACACUCACCAGGAAGAGACUGACUUGUUAUUUCUCCUUUCGGUCACACUGACUUUGUCUCAACAAAAGCAAUAAAGAAAAAGCAAUCAAUGAAGAACAAAGAGAAAAACUUUACAGAAGGAUUUUUGUGAUGUUCAUUUCUGAACAAACAGCAGAUCUUUGAUUCUCAUUGUGAUUCAUUUUUGAAAACCGUCGUUCAGAAAGUGAAAGUAAAGUUUAGUUUGCGAGACUCAAACGGUGAAAAUGGCUUCAGCAGCUGAAGAUGAUUAUAUUUGUCCUGUUUGCUAUGAAAUCUUCAAGGUUCCUGUUUUUCUGUCAUGUAGUCACAGUAUUUGUAAAGAGUGUCUUCAACAGUUCUGGAGAACUAAGGAAACUCAGGAGUGUCCUGUCUGCAGGAGAAGAUCCUCAAAAGAUGAACCUCCAGUUAAUCUCACAUUAAAAAACUUGUGUGAGUCGUUCCUGAAGGAGAGAAAUGAGAAACGUUCAUCAGGAUCUGAGGAGAUCUGCAGUUUACACAGUGAGAAACUCAAACUCUUCUGUCUGGAGGACAAACAGCCUGUGUGUAUAGUGUGUAUUAAUUCACAAAAACAUGACAAUCAUAAAUUCAGACCCAUCAGUGAAGUGGUUUCAUCAUAUAAGGAGGAGCUCAAUACAGCACUGAAGUCCUUACAACAGAAACUUCAACACAAUGAAGAAAAGAAAGGAGAGUUUGAGAAAACAGCAAAACACAUCAAUUCUCAAGCUGAGCACACAGAGCGUCAGAUUAAAGAAGAGUUUGAGAAGCUUCAUCAGUUUCUCAGAGACGAAGAAGAAGCUACAAUCACUGCACUGAGGGAGGAAGAGGAGCAGAAGAAGCAGAGGAUGAAGGAGAAGCUGGAGGAGAUGAACACACACAUCUCAGCUCUUUCACACACACUCAGAGACAUGGAGGAGAUGAUGAAAGACAAUGACGUCUCGUUUCUAAAGAAGUAUAAAGUCUGGAUGGAAAGAGUCCAGAUCUCACAGCCGGAUCCACGGAUGAGUUCUGGAGCUUUGAUUCAUGUGUCGCGUUAUCUGGGUAACCUGCCGUUCAGAGUCGGGAAGAAGAUGCUGGAAACUGUCCAACACACUCCGUUGACUCUGGAUCCAAACACAGCAGAUCCUCGUCUCACACUCUCUGCUGAUCUGACCAGUGUGUCGGUCAGUGAUGAAGAUAAAACAUUUCCUGAUAAUCCAGAGAGGUUUGACUGGUGUCCAUGUGUCCUGGGAUCUGAGGGCUUUAACUCAGGAACACACCGCUGGGAUGUGGAGGUUGGAGACAAUACAUACUGGGCUCUUGGAAUAACCACAGCAUCAAACCAAAGGAAAGGAAAGGAUUGCUUUAACUCUAAUGUCUGGUGUGUGUGGUACAAGAACAGCAAAUACGGCUCACUAUCCCCAGAGAAACGCGGCACUGUCUUCACUGUUGAACAGAAGCUCCAGCGUGUGAGAGUUCAGCUGGACUAUGACAGAGAAACAGUGUCAUUCUCUGAUCCUGUAACUAACACACAUUUACGCACAUUCAGGACAUCCUUCACAGAAACUGUCUUUCCAUUAUUAUGUAAUGGCCGCACAACUCCUCUGAGGAUCUUACCAGUUAAACUGUUUAUUACAGCAGAAAAUCACAGUUAAAUCUACUUCUAGAUUAAUACAGUUUCGCAAAUUAUGCUUUAAUAAUAACACUGUAAUCAAAGGGUCUCAUUGAUCAAUUACUUGAUCUGGAACAACUGGGCAUCAUUAGAAAGACUGAAGACUCCAGCUUCGAUAUUCGACCACUGUUUAUAAUAAAACCGGCUUGCAGUGACAUUAAUUUCUUAAUUUAUGUGCACAAUAAUUAAUCUGUAACAUUCAUUAUUUUGAAUAGAAAUCAUCAUUUCAUUCACAUCUUCUCCGGUUUAUUUACUGUGGUCAAGUGGGCCGCACGUUGAAAAUACACGGUCAAGCCAGCCGCACAUAUUUUAAGAAUGCGCGUCUAAUAUGGUAUGGGUGCUGAAAGAGGCCAAAAUAUAUUUUAAUACUCGAUUUUCUGAUUUUUUAUUAUUUUAAUAUGUGUAGGCCUAUGGAUUACAUGAAUUAUUACAUAAUGACUUAAAAAUAAAUACAGUAAUAGUCAGUUUCACUCUUCUGAGUGUUUUAAAAUGGGACUGUCUGAUGUAAGUGUGGGAGGAGACUGGCUAGCAAUCAGUUUCAGGUGUAAGU